Mus musculus (house mouse) is the source of this 4567-nucleotide messenger RNA. RefSeq names its product protein tyrosine phosphatase receptor type H (gene Ptprh). Gene Ontology annotation, cellular component: microvillus membrane; cytosol; cytoplasm. The record is from RefSeq and is a predicted model, not a curated record. The transcript is spliced from 22 exons. Gene Ontology annotation, molecular function: cadherin binding; protein tyrosine phosphatase activity. Bases 366 to 3827 code for a protein of 1153 amino acids. NCBI's taxonomy places the organism in Eukaryota, Metazoa, Chordata, Mammalia, Rodentia, Muridae.
AGGGCUGCCUGGUGUGGACCCUGCCUGAGCUGAAUCUCAGGGAAAGAACAGGAGAGAGGCCUUGCUAGAGGGCAGUGGGAGACUGCAUCUGUGCUACAGAGAAAAUAUACAAAGGCCACGGGUUGAGGAACAUGCAGGCGUCACCUGAUGGAGCUGCAAAGGUCUACGGGAGACAGGAAAAGGAAACAGAAUACAGAGCCCCCGUCAACUCAAGUGCUCCAGUAGGAUAUGAGGAGAUACCGUUUUCAGGCCUCAGCCUCUGGCCUCACCAAUGGGCUGGCAAAAGGAAAAUCUUAAGUCGAAAGUCCAUCCAGUAGAGGUUGCAGAGCCGGGACUCCUGCAUCCCCUGCGCAGUAUCGGGACAUAUGGCCAGAGCUGGUGGGAACUGUGGGGUUUGGAGGAGCUUGGUGCUAUUGGGUUUGUAUGGUUGUUCUGUGGUCAGGGCAGCUGGUACCAGUGUCACAGUGGACAGGCAUGCUCCUGCUUCUUCAUACGAGUUUUCCAUGUGGGUAGAGAAAGAUGGCGUCAGCAGCUCCCCACAGAUUCCUGUAACCACCGCAGCCCCAAACCCAGUGAGAAACCUGAGGGUCGAAGGUCAAAACAACAUCUCCAUCAGCCUGAGCUGGGAGCCUCCUGAUCAGUCCUCCCUGCAGGGCCUCACCUACUGGACCCAGUGCAGUAGACAUGGUGGCCAAACUGAGACCCGGAACACAACAGACACCAGUGUCACCGUGGAUGGCCUUGAUCCUGGGUCUUCAUAUGAAUGUUCUGUGUGGGUGGAAAAGGAUGGACUCUAUAGCAAAAAUGAGACUCUCAAUACCAGCACAGCUCCAAACCCAGUGAGAAACCUGAGGGUCGAAGGUCAAAACAACAUCUCCAUCAGCCUGAGCUGGGAGCCUCCUGAUCAGUCCUCCCUGCAGGGCCUCACCUACUGGGCCCAGUGCAGUAGACAUGGUGGCCAAACUGAGACCCGGAACACAACAGACACCAGUGUCACUGUGGAUGGACUUGAUCCUGGGUCUUCAUAUGAAUGUUCUGUGUGGGUGGAAAAGGAUGGAGUCUAUAGCACCAAUGAGACUCUCAGUAACACCACAGCCCCAAACCCAGUGAGAAACCUGAGGGUCGAAGGUCAAAACAACAUCUCCAUCAGCCUGAGCUGGGAGCCUCCUGAUCAGCCCUCCCUGCAGGGCCUCACCUACUGGGCCCAGUGCAGUAGACAUGGUGGCCAAACUGAGACCCGGAACACAACAGACACCAGUAUUACCGUGGAUGGACUUGAUCCUGGGUCUUCAUAUGAAUGUUCUGUGUGGGUGGAAAAGGAUGGAGUCUAUAGCACCAAUGAGACUCUCAGUAACACCACAGCUCCAAACCCAGUGAGAAACCUGAGGGUCGAAGGUCAAAACAACAUCUCCAUCAGCCUGAGCUGGGAGCCUCCUGAUCAGCCCUCCCUGCAGGGCCUCACCUACUGGGCCCAGUGCAGUAGACAUGGUGGCCAAACUGAGACCCGGAACACAGCAGACACCAGUGUCACCGUGGAUGGACUUGAUCCUGGGUCUUCAUAUGAAUGUUCUGUGUGGGUGGAAAAGGAUGGAGUCUAUAGCACCAAUGAGACUCUCAAUACCAGCACAGUCCCCAUUUCAGCCCCAAACCCAGUGAGAAACCUGAGGGUCGAAGGUCAAAACAACAUCUCCAUCAGCCUGAGCUGGGAGCCUCCUGAUCAGCCCUCCCUGCAGGGCCUCACCUACUGGGCCCAGUGCAGUAGACAUGGUGGCCAAACUGAGACCCGGAACACAACAGACACCAGUAUUACCGUGGAUGGACUUGAUCCUGGGUCUUCAUAUGAAUGUUCUGUGUGGGUGGAAAAGGAUGGAGUCUAUAGCACCAAUGAGACUCUCAGUAACACCACAGCCCCAAACCCAGUGAGAAACCUGAGGGUCAAAAGUCAGAACAACUUCUCCAUCAGCCUGAGCUGGGAGCCUCCUGAUCAGCCCUCCCUGCAGGGCCUCAUCUACUGGGCCCAGUGCAGUAGACAUGGUGGCCAAACUGAGACCCGGAACACAACAGACACCAGUGUCACCGUGGAUGGACUUGAUCCUGGGUUUUUAUAUAAAUGUUCUGUGUGGGUGGAAAAGGAUGGAGUCUAUAGCACCAAUGAGACUCUCAAUACCAGCACAGUCCCCAUUUCAGCCUCAAACCCAGUGAGAAACCUGAGGGUCGAAGGUCAGAACAACUUCUCCAUCAGCCUGAGCUGGGAGCCUCCUGAUCAGUCCUCCCUGCAGGGCCUCACCUACUGGGCCCAGUGCAGUAGACAUGGUGGCCAAACUGAGACCCGGAACACAGCAGACACCAGUGUCACCGUGGAUGGCCUUGAUCCUGGGUCUUCAUAUGAAUGUUCUGUGUGGGUGGAAAAGGAUGGAGUCUAUAGCACCAAUGAGACUCUCAAUACCAGCACAGUACCAGCUGCUGUCAACAUCACCUCCUGCAUCAGCACUUCUGGGGGAUAUGGGGUCCUCCUGACCUGGUCCUGCCCAUCUGGGGGUUAUGAGAGCUUUGAGGUAAAAGUGGGUAGGAAAUGGCGCUCUGAAAAUGGAUCUUUGUGUGGGAAGGGCGUGACCGUGUCAGAUCUUGAGCCAGCUCAGUCCUACACAGCCACCGUCACGACUGUCUUCAAGGACCUGAAGGCCCAGUCUCUCUCUACAACUUGCCACACAGAGAGUGCAGCCAUCAUUGCUGGAGCCAUUGUGGGCAUCCUCCUGCUUUUCAUCCUGGUGGGUCUGCUGAUUGUCUUCCUGAAGAGGAGGAGAAAGAAGAGACAGCCCAAGGAAGUGCCCAAGGAUCUGGUGUGCAGCUGCCCAGGGGAUAUCCUGGCCAAAGACUUUGCUGACCAUGUCAGGGAGAAUGAGAAGGACAGCAACUGUGGAUUUGCUGAGGAGUAUCAGCAACUGGCUCUGGAGGGCCAAGGCCAGUCUCAAAUAACGGCAUCGGCUCUAGAGAACAGAUCCAAGAACCGCUACAGGAAUGUACUGCCCUAUGACUGGUCCCGGGUUCCCCUGCAGCCCCUCCAAGAGGAACCAGGCUCUGACUAUAUCAACGCCAGCUUUAUGCCUGGUCUCUGGAGCCCCAAGGAGUUCAUUGCAACCCAGGGUCCCCUGCCUAACACUGUGGGUGAUUUUUGGAGAAUGGUCUGGGAACAGCAGAGCCACACCCUGGUUAUGCUGACCAACUGCAUGGAGUCUGGACGGGUGAAGUGUGAGCACUACUGGCCCUUGGAUGCUCAGCCUUGCAUUCAUGGGCAGCUGCAGGUAAUGUUGAUUAGUGAGGAGGCGUCAGAAAACUGGACAGUGAGGCAUCUUCAACUCUUCCAUAUGAAAGAACAGCAGACUCUCUCGUUGCGCCAAUUCCACUACCUGGCCUGGCCAGACCAUGGAGUUCCUUACUCCCCAGACCCCCUGCUGGCUUUCCGAAAGAUGCUUCGGCAAUGGAUGGAUCAGACCACGGAUGGAGGUCCACCCAUUGUGCAUUGCAGUGCUGGUGUGGGCCGGACGGGCACCCUAAUUGCACUGGAUGUCCUGCUGCGGCAGCUGGAGUGUGAGGGGCUGGUGGGUCCCUUCAGCUUUGUGAAGAAGAUGAGAGAGAGCCGGCCACUGAUGGUGCAGACAGAGGCCCAGUAUGUGUUCCUCCACCAGUGCAUCUUGAAAUCCCUCCAGAAGCCAGCUCCAGCCCUUGUCCCAGAGGAGGCAAUGUAUGAGAACGUGGCAAGCUUAGUUUAUGAGAAUGCAUCUGCUAUCAUGGCCCAUGAGUCUGAGUUCUCAGCUUCUGGGUGCUGAACCCAGACACAGAAAUACCCAGGCCAGAUCUGGACCUGUGCUGAAGCCCAGAUAUGUGGACCUUCAAGACAACAGGAUUGAAGUCCCAGCCUCCCCAACCCCAUGGGAGGAGGUCACUGGAAACGCAUCUCCUGUGGUCCAAGUGCAGGAAGGGCUGGUAUACUUCAACUGUGAGCCCUGUGAGUGGUGGAGCUUGAGGACAGGGUGGCUGACAGGUAGGGGUGACGGGGUGACUGACAGGUAGGGGUGACGGGGUGACUGACAGGUAGGGGUGAUGGGGUGACUGACAGGUAGGGGUGACGGGGUGACUGACAGGUAGGGGUGACGGGGUGACUGACAGGUAGGGGUGACGGGGUGACUGACAGGUAGGGGUGAUGGGGUGACUGACAGGUAGGGGUGACGGGGUGACUGACAGGUAGGGGUGACGGGGUGACUGACAGGUAGGGGUGACUGACAGCUAGGUUUUCUCUUCUUUGAGUGGAGAUAGCUACCGCCUGGGUGUGCAGGCUCUCAAAAAAACAGGCUGGAACCUGGAUUCGAAAGAAGGAAUCAGGGUCUGGAAUUGUACUACCUGAGCAGCAAAGGCAGGCAGGUACUUGUCCCCUUUUUACCUCAGAAACCGAAUCAGUCUCCUUUACUCCGAGGCUGAAGGGAGUCCCCUGUGCUUGUGGUCUCCCUGGGCCCCGUGGCUGUACAUUCUUUCCUUCUAUAUAAUUUAUUAAACUGUCCUCCCGAAGGUG